AUGCGGUUGUCAGCUGAGAUCCGUCAUGCUGUGCGCUCUCUCUCUAGGGCAGCCAACCAGCGCCGCUUGCAAUGGUGUCGCAAUUCCGUCCGGAACGUUCAUACUCAGGGUGUCCAAUCAGGCACUGUUGGAUAUUCAAACUAUCGAUCUAGCUUGUGGUCCUAUGCGGUACUUGAAGCUGGCAUGACAGGCCUUGGACUGAUAUCCUGGCCACUCGGACCACGGACGUCAGUCCAGAGUGAGGAGCAGCCGAUCAAGUACGCCGACAGAACAACUAUGCUCGAGGGUGUUCAAGCUAUAGCGGACGUUCUCGGGCCAGACGCAGUGACCAUGGACGAAGACGACAUUGAUAUGCAUUCAUACACAGAGGUUUCGACAUCCCAUUGCGCAACAAGACCAGUGGCGGUUGUGAGGCCCAAAAACACUGAGGAAGUCUCCAGCAUUGCACGUAUAUGCUCAGAGUAUAAGAUCCCGAUGAUUCCAUUUGGCGGCGGAUCCAGCGUCGAGGGCCAUUUCACGGCUCCGUAUUCCGGACUAAGUAUCGAUUUCUCCCAGAUGAAUCAGAUAGUUGCCUUCCACGAGGACGACAUGGAUGUGGUCGUCCAGCCGGGCGUAAACUGGAUGGAUCUCAAUAGAGAGAUCAAGGACAGUGGCCUAUUCCUGCCUAUGGAUCCGAGUCCAACGGCACUUAUUGGAGGCAUGGUUGCUACGAACUGCAGUGGAACCAACGCAGUCCGAUACGGUACAAUGAAGGACUGGGUAAUCAACCUAACAGUGGUCCUGGCCGAUGGCUCUAUCAUCAAAACUCGCCACCGAGCCCGAAAAUCAUCCGCUGGCUACAACCUCACCGGCCUGUUCACCGGUUCAGAAGGUACAUUGGGGAUGAUCACAGAGAUAACACUCAAACUGGCACCAAUUCCUGAGAAGCAGAGUGUUGCUGUAGCUACCUUCCAGUCUAUUCGGGAGGCGGUAGCCUGCGCUUCAAAGAUCAUACGCCAGGGUAUCCCCAUUGCCGCCUUGGAACUUAUGGACGAAGUACAAAUGCAAGUUUUGAAUCGGAAUGGUGGUGCUGGUGGUAGAAUGUGGCGGGAGGAGCCCACAUUAUUGUUGAAAUUUGCAGGCACCAGUCAAUCUAUAGACGCAGACAUCGGACGAGUUCAGAGAAUAAUCCCGGAGGAAGGGGGGAAGAGCUUUGAAUUUGCGCGGACGGAAGCAGAAAAAGGUAAUCUCUGGGCUGCUCGCAAAGAAGCUGUUUGGGCGAUGUUGGCGCAAAGACCCGAAGGUACGCAGCUAUGGUCUACUGAUGUUGCUGUGCCGUUGUCGAGGACGCCGGAGAUUAUUGAUCUAUCAAAGAAAGAGUGCGAGGGUCUUGGGCUAUUCUCUAGUAUUUUGGGACAUGUCCGCGAUGGGAACUUUCAUCAAGCUGUCGUGUAUGACCCUAGUAGCCCGACUCAGACCCAGAUAGUGCAGGAAUGUGUUAGGAAAAUGGUGCAUAAGGCGGUAGAGAUGGAGGGGACGGUUUCGGGCGAACAUGGAAUUGGGCUAGGCAAGAAGGAGUGUCUGCUUGAAGAACUCGGCCUAGAAACAGUUGCUUUAAUGCGGACGUUCAAACGAAGUCUAGAUCCCAAGAUUGCCUUAAUCUCCUGGUGGGGUGCUAUAUACAAUGUGCCAUACUUCUGCUAG
This is a messenger RNA of Aspergillus nidulans FGSC A4, 1683 nucleotides long. RefSeq names its product putative D-lactate dehydrogenase (cytochrome). Lineage: Eukaryota; Fungi; Ascomycota; Eurotiomycetes; Eurotiales; Aspergillaceae. The transcript is spliced from 12 exons. Gene Ontology annotation, molecular function: flavin adenine dinucleotide binding; FAD binding; catalytic activity. The record is from RefSeq and is a predicted model, not a curated record. The coding region runs from base 1 to 1683 and encodes 560 amino acids.